Molecule: messenger RNA, 741 nt
Organism: Euleptes europaea (tarantolino)
Lineage: Eukaryota; Metazoa; Chordata; Lepidosauria; Squamata; Sphaerodactylidae
Product: F-box only protein 6-like
Exons: 5
Coding region: 1-741 (246 amino acids)
Biological process (GO): glycoprotein catabolic process; SCF-dependent proteasomal ubiquitin-dependent protein catabolic process
Cellular component (GO): cytoplasm; SCF ubiquitin ligase complex
Molecular function (GO): protein binding; ubiquitin protein ligase activity
Source: RefSeq, a predicted model, not a curated record
AUGGUCAGCAUCCAAGACUUGCCCACUGACAUCCUUCUGGAUCUGCUCUCUCGGGUCCCCUGCAGGGAUCUGGUCCGCAACUGCCGGCUGGUUUGCUUGCAGUGGCGAGAUCUGGUGGAUCUGGCAACGCUGUGGAAACGCAAGUGCUUACAAGAAGGUUUCGACCCUGAAACGCCAGGCAGGAGUGUCCCGGACUGGAAGAUCUUCUACUUUCUCUGUAUUAUGAAGAGGAACUUAAUCCAGAACCCCUGCGGUGAAGAGGGCUUCAACUUCUGGGAAAUCGAGUCGCACGAAGGAGACAAGUGGCGGAUCGAAGAGCUGCCCGGAGCUCGGAGAAGGGACUUUCCCCACCAGCCUGUCCCGAAAUAUUUUGUCACAUCUCAAGGGCCCUGCACGAAGCAUCAGCUCAUCAGCUUAAGGAAAGAAGGUUACUGGGACGAGCUGAUGGACGAGACCAAGCCAGAUAUCGUGGUGAAGGACUGGUUCCAUUGCGGUUGCCCUUGCCGGUACCAGCUGCAGGUGAAGCUGCUCUCUGCCAACUUCAGAGUCCUCCAGGAAUUUUGCCCCAAAGAUGUGAUUGUGGAGCAGUGUUCAGACAGAGAGUGGCGCGAGGUCUCCUACACAUUUCACAACUACCCUGCUGGGGUUCGCCAUGUGGUCUUUAAACACGGAGGCCAGGGUUGGUAUGGCAUUCGAAUCACCAACAGCAGCAUCACCAUCGGCCCGGAAACUGGAGAGUGA